This is a messenger RNA of Hipposideros armiger (great roundleaf bat), 2751 nucleotides long. RefSeq names its product unc-51 like kinase 3 (gene ULK3). Gene Ontology annotation, cellular component: cytoplasm; cytosol; phagophore assembly site. Gene Ontology annotation, molecular function: ATP binding; protein serine/threonine kinase activity. Gene Ontology annotation, biological process: autophagy of mitochondrion; peptidyl-serine phosphorylation; autophagosome assembly. NCBI's taxonomy places the organism in Eukaryota, Metazoa, Chordata, Mammalia, Chiroptera, Hipposideridae. Bases 138 to 1598 code for a protein of 486 amino acids. The transcript has 16 exons. The record is from RefSeq and is a predicted model, not a curated record.
GCGCUGCACUUCCGCCGGGAGGCUCUAGGGACAGCAUGGAGUCCCGCCCGACGCUGCGCGUUCUUUCCGUCUGGCUCCGGACCGGAACCUGCUCCUAGGAGCAGGAAGCGCCUGGUGGCUGGCGCGGGGCUGCCGGGAUGGCGGGUCCCGGCUGGGGCCCCCCGCGGCUAGACGGCUUCAUCCUCACCGAGCGCCUGGGCAGUGGCACGUACGCCACAGUGUACAAGGCCUACGCCAAGAAGGACACUCGAGAGGUGGUAGCUAUAAAGUGCGUAGCCAAGAAGAGUCUGAACAAGGCAUCCGUGGAAAACCUCCUGACAGAGAUUGAAAUCCUCAAGGGCAUUCGACAUCCCCACAUCGUGCAGCUGAAAGACUUCCAGUGGGACAGUGACAACAUCUACCUCAUCAUGGAGUUCUGUGCAGGAGGUGACCUGUCUCGCUUCAUCCACACCCGCCGGAUUCUGCCUGAGAAGGUGGCUCGUGUCUUCAUGCAGCAGUUGGCUAGUGCCCUAAAGUUUCUGCAUGAACGGAACAUAUCUCACCUGGAUCUAAAGCCACAGAACAUUUUGCUGAGCUCCUUGGAGAAGCCCCAUCUUAAACUGGCAGACUUUGGCUUCGCACAGCACAUGUCCCCGUGGGAUGAGAAGCAUGUGCUCCGUGGCUCCCCUCUUUACAUGGCCCCUGAGAUGGUGUGUCAGCGGCAGUACGACGCCCGUGUGGACCUCUGGUCCGUGGGGGUCAUCCUGUAUGCCUGCCCUCUGCCUCCCUCCACAGAAGCUCUCUUCGGGCAGCCCCCCUUUGCCUCCAGGUCGUUUACGGAGCUGGAAGAAAAGAUCCGGAGUAACUGGGUUAUCGAGCUUCCCCUGCGGCCCCCGCUCUCUCGAGACUGCCGGGACCUGCUGCAGCGGCUCCUGGAGCGGGACCCCAGCCGUCGCAUCUCCUUCCAGGACUUCUUCACCCAUCCCUGGGUGGACCUGGAGCACAUGCCCAGUGGGGAGAGCCUGGCACGAGCAACCGCCCUGGUGGUGCAGGCUGUGAAGAAGGACCAGGAGGGGGAUGCUGUGGCCGCUUUAUCUCUCUACUGCAAGGCUCUGGACUUCUUCGUACCUGCCCUGCACUACGAGACGGAUGCCCAGCGGAAGGAGGCAAUUAAGGCAAAGGUGGGGCAGUAUGUGUCCCGGGCUGAGGAGCUCAAGGCCAUCGUGUCCUCCUCUAAUCGGGCCCUGCUGAGGCAGGGGGCCUCUGCCCGAGACCUGCUCAGAGAGAUGGCCCGGGACAAACCGCGCCUCCUAACUGCCCUGGAAGUGGCUUCAGCUGCCAUGGCCAAGGAGGAGGAAGCUGGUGGGGAGCAGGACGCCCUGGACCUAUACCAGCGCAGCCUGGGGGAGCUGCUGCUGCUGCUGGCAGCCCUCCCUCUCUUUGCAGCGGAGGCCCCAGGCCGGAGGCGGGAGCUGCUUCACACUGAGGUUCAGAACCUCAUGGCUCGAGCUGAGUACCUGAAGGAGCAGGUCAAGCUGAAGGAGUCUUCCUGGGAACCCGAGACCUUGGAUAAGGAGGGGCUGUCGGAGUCUGUUCGGAGCUCUUGCACUCUUCAGUGACCCCAGAAGGAUGACUGGACAGACCAUGGGCCCCUGGAGGUGGAGGGUGCACUCCCCACGCUGAUGCCCAGAAUCCUGUGCCCUCUGCAACCUGGUGGAGCAGCCUUCCUGGGUGGGUGGUUCCGAGAUCCCCCACACCUCUCUGGAUACUCUCCAGCCCCAAAGGUUCUGACAGCCUGGGGGUGGGUGGCAAGUGUAUAUGUGCACGUGCUGGGAGCAUUAGGCCUGCCUGGGGGCCGGUGGUGGUGGUGGUGGUGGUGGUGGGGCGGGCGCUGGGAGAAGAAUUUCUUUCAUGUGACUUUGGUUAUUUGGUGCUUGCUGGGCCCUGAGCCUGUCAGAUUGGGGGCAUGAAGACUUCUGUUUCUGCUCUGAGAAGAGGGCGAGGGCAGCUGUGCCCGUACUUACCCCAGUCCUUCCUGGGAGCCCUGAUUGCAACUCACCUACAUCUUGCGCUGCUGGACUGAGCACUCAAAGACGACUCAGGGACCACCUACCCCACGGUUUGCACUCAGAACUCCCCAGUCUUCAUGGGAGCUGACUCUUGCCCACCCUCUCAGUAUUUUAUUAUAAGAUAAUCCUUUAAGCAUGGAAGUACAAUAAUAUACUUUGUUGUGGGUGGCAAAUUGGAGAAACCCAUGCCUUGUUUCUGCUCUGGCCCAGGAGGCCCCAGGGAGGGGAGGAGUCCUCAGUCCUCAUUCCUGCUGCCUCCAUCCCUGUUUGGGGAACACCCCCUACUUGCUGAAGAGCUGGUCCUGGCCUGGGAGCGGGAGGCAUGGGGACUGCUGAAGCCCUCAGGCUUCAGGGACCUGGCAGCCCAGGAAACCUGCCUCCAGGUCUGACCUGGCUACCACCCCAGUGUGUGACCGGGCAGGUGCCUUCCCCUUUCUGGGCCCGAGUUUUCCCAGCUCUCCAACGGGGUUGCUAAUACCUCCUCAGCCCCCCAUGUGGGCUUUUAGGAGGACAAAGUAACUUGUACCUGGAGAAGAUUGUACACACCUGGAGUUGUUUGGGGUGUUCUUUUUGAAACUCAGGGUGUUGGUGAUUUCUGACUCCUCCGCCCUUCAGCGCCUCCUUGGGGCAAGUCAUCUGUGCCCUGCCAGAGGCCUGUGUGAAAAAUGUCAUUUAUUGUUUCUCUAUUAAAUUAUUUUCUGAA